Molecule: messenger RNA, 729 nt
Organism: Angiostrongylus costaricensis
Lineage: Eukaryota; Metazoa; Nematoda; Chromadorea; Rhabditida; Metastrongylidae
Source: the annotation of a GenBank genome assembly
AUGUCGGUGCGAGGCUAUAACAAAAUAUCAAAAUCUGUUAGAACUGAUAUGUAUGAUAAAAAAACAGUAGUUCUAUUGACAGAUGUGAAGUUGGAGUAUUUCAAUGUCGGUGGAUCGUUGGAAGACCGUGCUGCAAUUCGCAUGAUUGAGGUAGCAGAGCAAAACGGUUUGACGAAGGAAAACAUCGUGCUGGCGCCAGCCAGUGGCAAUAUUGCUGUCGGUAUUGCCCUAGUUUGCGCUGUCAAGGGAUACAAAUGUGUUAUCGUUACUCCUGAUCGUUCACCAGGGGAUAUCUGCAACAUCCUUAAAGUGGUUCGUGUUAGUGGUAAUAAAAACGACGUUCCUAACUCAUGCUACGUAUACGCCAAAACGCUUGCUGAAAGCAUCAAGAAUUCCUACUUCCUCGAUGAGAGCGUUUCUGGAGCUAAUCCUCUUGCACAUUAUGAAACUACAGCGGCUGAAAUCUUCUGUGCACUUGAAAAGAAAUUGCAGAACUUUCGUGUGGCAGCGGAAUUGAAGUUGUUUGCUCAAAACAAGGAGUGGUUCAAACACAGUAUACUGCUUAAGGAAGCGUUCCUGAUGACACGUCGCUUAAUCAGAGAAGAAGGAUUAAUGGUUGGGCCAUCGUCUGGAGCUGCGAUUCUGGCCGCACUCAAACUCGGCGAGUCGUUACCUGGGGAAAGUAAUGUUGUUGUGAUUGGCGCUGAUGGCAUCAGAAACUAUAUGUAA